AUGGCUAAGAGACACACAAUUGAAACUGUCGAUAGAAGCUUUCGUGAUAUAAUGGACAAGAAUGUACCUUUUGGUGGAAAAGUAAUGGUCUUUGGAGGUGAAUUUCGACAAGUGCUAUCGGUGGUUCCUAAAUCAACGCGAGUAGAGACAGUGAAUGCAAGUUUGGUGAGGUUAUAUUUGUGGCCUUUGAUGGAAAAGAUUCAUUUAACGUCCAGCAUGAGAGCUAGAGCAGAUCCAAAUUUUAGUGCCUUCUUGCUUCGAGUUGGAAACGGGGAGGAAACCACAAUACGGGAUAAUUUAAUACUACUACCACAACAAAUGGUGGUCCACCCAAGUGGUCAGGGAAAGCCAGAAGAAUGCUUGGUAAGGGAAAUUUUUAAAGGGCUACAACAGAAUUACAGAUCAGCAAAGUUUAUUACUGAAAGGGCAAUCUUAGCAAGCCGAAAUGAAUUUGUAGACAAUAUAAAUGAAAUGAUGAUCACUCAAUUCCCGGGAGAAACGAAAACAUAUAUCAGCUUUGACUCGGCAGAAGACGAUACCAACAAUUAUUAUCAAGAAGAAUACCUGAAUACAUUAACUCUGAAUGGUCUACCGCCACAUAGCCUGGCCAUCUGUCUGAUGGUGAAAGGCUGUACUAAGAUUAACCUUUGUCCCCAGUCCUUUCUGGAAGGACUUCCAGAAGUUGGCGGUAAAUUGUGCUCCUCUAUCAAAGAUAAUAGAUACUGGGACACCGUGUAG
This is a messenger RNA of Solanum verrucosum, 738 nucleotides long. RefSeq lists its product as uncharacterized. Lineage: Eukaryota; Viridiplantae; Streptophyta; Magnoliopsida; Solanales; Solanaceae. The record is from RefSeq and is a predicted model, not a curated record. Gene Ontology annotation, biological process: DNA repair; telomere maintenance. Gene Ontology annotation, molecular function: DNA helicase activity. The coding region runs from base 1 to 738 and encodes 245 amino acids. The transcript is spliced from 2 exons.